Molecule: messenger RNA, 4823 nt
Organism: Neoarius graeffei (lesser salmon catfish)
Lineage: Eukaryota; Metazoa; Chordata; Actinopteri; Siluriformes; Ariidae
Product: integrin alpha-X-like
Exons: 30
Coding region: 54-3467 (1137 amino acids)
Biological process (GO): cell adhesion mediated by integrin; integrin-mediated signaling pathway; cell-cell adhesion
Cellular component (GO): external side of plasma membrane; integrin complex
Molecular function (GO): integrin binding
Source: RefSeq, a predicted model, not a curated record
UUCCUUUCAGCAGUCACUUUUUUUGUAUCAGUCACCCGUUGAUAGCAUUGAAAAUGGACUGGAAUUUUCCAGUGUACUACUUCCUAUUUUCUGUAUCUCAAUCAGUGGUGGCUUUCAACAUCGAUCCAAAUCCAUGGAAAUAUUUCACCCAAAACCAAAACAUAGCCUUUGGCUACAAAGUGAUACAGAAAAACAGCAAGAGUUUGAUUGUGAGCGAUCCCUUAGUCCAAGGUCGGAAUGAAAGAGGGAAAGUGUACAGCUGUGUGGUUGCACAAGAAAUCUGCUCACCAGUAACAAUGAAUGUGCCCUCUCAGGCUGUCAACAUGUCCCUUGGACUUUCAAUGACUAAGGAUCCCGAGUCUUCAAAGUUAGUGGUAUGUGGGCCAACCAUUCCCAAGGUCUGUAAGCAUUUUACUGCAUACAAUGGCAUGUGUUUUACACUGGAUUUCAAUAAUAAUCCAUCAGUACCUAUACCAAAUUCUUUGAGAGACUGCCCACCUCCACCACAAACAGACAUUGCUUUCUUGUUGGAUGGCUCUGGAAGUGUAAGGGCCAACGAGUUUAGUACCAUGAAGAAUUUUGUUAUAAACAUGGUUAACGGAUUACAAGACAGGGACUUUAAGUUUGCAGUUGCACAGUAUUCUUCGAAUUGCGAAAUACACAUAAAAUUCAACACCUUUUCAAGCACUACUCAAAUAAAUGAUAUCCGUCAACUUCAAGGGACCACCUACACUGCCAAAGCAAUCAAAAUUGUUGUGAAUGAGGUAUUUUCCAAUACGGCAGGGGCCAGAGAAAAUGCAAACAGAGUGUUGGUGGUCAUCACUGAUGGUCAAUCACAUGACAAGUCUCAACUGGAAACUGCUGCUUUGAAUGCAGAGCAGAAGAAAAUUAUUCGUUACGCUAUCGGGGUUGGUGAUGCCUUUAAAAACAAGGAAGCAGAGAAGGAGUUGAAAACAAUUGCAUCGGAUCCCGAUGAAAAAUAUGUAUUUACAGUGAAUGACUUUUCACUAUUGAAGACCAUUCAAAGCACACUGGAAGAGAAUAUCAUUGCAAUUGAGGGAAUCCAGACUUCAGGAGAAUCUACAAGGAUGGAAUUUGCGCAGGAUGGCUUCAGUGUAGACUUUGUUUCAAAUGGGGACAUAAUAAUGAGUGCAGUUGGAGCAUUUCAGUGGAAAGGCGGUUAUCAGAAAUAUAAUAGCCUUGGAGUACCUUUCAACACCUUUCAGAAAGGCAACAGUCCUGACAGUUAUUUAGGUUAUUCCAUGACAGUAGCAAAAGUAAGCAGCAUGCUCUACUACAUCAUCCAGGGAGCUCCAAGAAAUGAGCACAAGGGGAAAGUGAUCAUAUCAGGCAGUGGAGACUCUAAGAUACUGUCUUCUCCUGAGCCUCAAAUUGGUGGCUAUUAUGGUGCUGAGUUAUGUGUGGUGGACUUGGAUUCAAACGGCUUCACAGACCUCCUUCUUGUUUCUGCUCCACUGCAUCAUGAGGGGGAUCAUGAAGGAAAAGUCUUCAUCUACUCUUUUAUGACAUCUAUGUCCCAGGUGAAUUACAUACAGGCAGUGAAAGGAAUUCCAGGACAAUUGGGGAGGUUUGGCCUGACCUUGGCAAGCCCUGGAGAUCUAAAUGGGGACAGUCUGGUGGAUGUAGUGAUAGGAGCACCUUUAGAGGAGAAUCAUGAGGGCAGCAUCUACAUCUUUAAUGGAAGGAAAGAAGACAUUUCCCCCACCUUCUCACAGAGAAUUAUAGGCUCAUCUGUGCGCACUGGGCUGCAAUUUUUUGGUUUGUCUCUAAGUCGAGCCGCUGUGGAUCAUAGUGAAGACGAGCUGCUCGAUCUUGCUGUCGGUUCCAAAGGAGCAGUCUUACUUUUAAGAUCUAGACCCAUUGUGCACUUGUGGAAGGAAGUAACUUACAGUCCAUCCAAAAUCCCCACCAGAGACAAUGACUGCAGGAGUCCUUUGAAAAACACACUAACAUUGUGUUUCACUAUGAAAGAAACAAAUACUGACAAGAAAGACUUUACUGCAAAUAUAAACUAUACAUUAAAACUUGAUGCCAAACGUCAAAGCUACCGGGCCUACUUUUCAGAGAAAAACCGCGUUCUAUUUAACAAGAUAGCUAUUACGCUGGAGAAGAAAUGCAAGCAGCAUGAAUUUUUUAUAGAGCCCUGCCCCAAUGAUGCACUGAACCCAUUAUCAAAUGAGUUGGUGUAUACAUUUGAGGGUCUCCCUAGUCAAAGACUGAACAAUUUACGGCCAAUGCUGAAUCCUACCAUAAAGAACACCUCAGAUCAUAAUCUGGAUUUUGAAAUAAAUUGUGGAACAGAUAACAUCUGCAUUGAUGAUCUCAGAGUGGAUUUUAACUUUUCUGGAAAUUCAGUUAUACAAGUGGGAAUAAUGCAAGAAUUGAACGUAACUGUCUUCAUAGAGAACAGAGGGGAAAAUUCCUACAACAGUCGAAUAAUUCUCAAAUACCCAUUUGGACUUUCCUUCAGGAGAUUCACCACUAAACAGGGCAGGCUGCAAUGUGUAUCUGUAGAUAGUGAUGAAAAAGCUGCACUGGGGGAGACUGCUUGUUUCAUCAGUAAACCCAUCUUCAAGAAUAAUGGCUUGGCUAUCUUUGAGGUUACAUAUAACAUAAACAAAGACAGUGACUUUGACAGAAUGGUGACAUUCUCCGCAUCUGCAUCCAGUGACAAUGACAAACAUUCAUCUGACAAUAAACUCUUCAAAAAUGAUACCAUUGAUGUGAAAUAUGCCAUCUACAUUGCAUUGAUCAGGCAUGAGAAUUCCACUGUUCAUGUUAACUUUACUUCAGGGAAAAACGACCUUGAGAAACCAGUCCAUCAAAUAUUCAAGGUGGAGAAUGACCUCAGGGAUUUGAAUUUCAACAUUUUCAUCAGAGUACCGAUAAAAUUAGGAGCUAAGGACAUCUGGACUAAUAACAAUUUGCAGAUUGAAGGCUGCAAAACAGACAAAGAUGAGGAGCCCACAAUCAAAGAUUUUGUGGCGGCACUGCAAAAGCAGCCCGAAGUGAAUUGCUCCAUAGCUGUGUGCAGAGUGUUUAAAUGUGCUGCAAAUUUCAUUAGAAAGCAGAAUAAAUUCUACACCAUCUCUGGUAAUGUCAGCUCUGGAUGGAUUGAACAGACUGGACUGCGAUCAGCAGUUUUCAAGCUGGUCAGCACAGCAACACUGGACUAUAACAAAGCAACAUAUAUCUACUACUCAUCUGAUUCUCUAAACAUUGCACCCAUUGGCAAGAUUAAUACACAGGUGGAGGUGUAUGAGGACAAAUUCCCACUUAAGGAGGUAAUUGGAAGUUGUAUAGGAGGGCUUGUGAUUUUGGCUCUUAUCACUGCUGGCCUCUAUAAGGCUGGAUUCUUCAAAAGUAACUAUAAGAAGAUGUUGGAGGAAGCAGGAGCAGGGGCUGAGGGAACCGGAGAAGACACAGAGGCACCAGUUGAAGAGUGAUCACUCUGCUCUAGAUUUUGCACAUUAACUGAAAAAUUACAUUAAAUCUUAUGUGUAGUAUAAAGUGUCAGAAUCAGGUGUCCCUAAGCAUAAGGAAAAAUUCAGGAGAGUACACAGUGCUAUUCUAAUUAUGGAUUAAGACCCCUGCAUGCUAAUUUCAACUUGCAUUAGCAGCAAUUUUGCAUUUUGGUUGUUCAUUGGAAAUUCUCAGAGAAAAAGAAAACUUGCUAAGAACUUAUAGCAUUAACUUUCUCUUAUAGCUGCCGCAGCUUAUAGCAAUGUUUAGGCCAGGGGUUUUCAAAGUGUGAGAGAGUCAGCUCCCCCCCCCCCCCCCCCCCCCCUCAGAGGGCAAAUAAACAACAGCGCCCCCCUUACAAUUUUUGUUGUUGCUAUACUUAAUGUUCCAUUCGUAUUUUAAAAAAAUGGUUGUUGUACACAUUUUAAUUUUUUUCUUUUACACAUUUUAAACAUCUGUGCUUUUUGAAAACAUCUUUUUUUUUACACAUUUUAAACAUCUGUGCUUUUUUUAAAACAUUUUUUACACAUUUUAAACAUCUGUGCUUUUUAAAAAAAAAAACAUCUUGUUUUACACAUUUUAAACAUCUCAUAGCAUCGUUAGCUAGCACCUCUUGGCAGACAACACACUGUGGCAGUGGAGCAUCUUCAGAUCCAGUCCAUGAAAAUCCAAACUUUAAAUAAUCGUGGUCAUACUUCCUUCUUUUUUUUGCUUGGCCCAGACUCUGUCUCCUCACUCACUGUAGCUUUAGGUACUAAAAAUCGAUCCAUUUUGUCUCUGGCAAAGGCUAGCUAAAGUUCGCUAAAUGUCCGCAAUAGUGACUUAUUCUGGUUUAUUUUUCCUCAUGUUGCGCCCCCCUGAAGAACUCUGGCGCCCCCUAGGGGAGGUGCGCCCCACACUUUGAAAAGCCCUGGUUUAGGCAAUCUUACAGCAUGCAAUCAAGUAUGAAGUUUGGUAUGCUGUAUUAACCAACAUGAAUAUUUUAUUAUUUAUUAUAGCUUCUGCUUCUAAGUUUGUUUAAGAUUUUAUAUGCACAUAGACAUCACCCUUUAAUGGAAGAUUCAGAAAUGUAGAACAUGUCAGAGAGGCACAUAGGAACUUUAGUUAUUGAAAUGUGUUCAGACUGGUGCUUUGAGAUCACAUUUUAGUAACUGAAGCAACUCCUAUUUGGUCAAAGAGUACGAUCUAUUUUGGCACGUUUUGAUGACUGUUACAAUGCUUUAUUAUUUCUUAAGGUAACUAAUGACAUAACUUUUGUUGUAUUGCUCAGACAUGUUAAAAAUAUAGCCUAAUGUGUAAUACAAAAUGGAAAUACAAAAUAAACAUUUUAUUUGGAUGGA